CCACAUUAUUACGUAGCUAUCGACAGGAGAUAACAACUGCCCUUUCCACUUCACCAACCACCCCUACCUUGGACUUUAGACAUGAUAGAAAUCCUCAUAAAUUUUAUUUUUCCGAAAAGACGCAUUUUGCGAACGUAGUAACGAUCGAUACCCUGUAUCCAAUUGCCUCCCUUAUACAUCCUCCCAUCCUACUUUGCAAACACCCGAGAGACGCGCCCAAUUGCCCCACGCAUGAUUUUGUCAACAUAACAUACAAUCCCACCAUCGAACCGCGACAAUCCGACUUACACGUUAUAAUACAUCAAUAAACUAGCUUGAAUACAUCACGAAGCCUCGAUUCUCUCCUUCAUGGGAAGCCUUUGCCAUAUCUGAAACCUUCCCACCGCACCGGUCGACUAGAUACAUCCGCGCGCCAUGGCUCAUGCCUGGCUUGACUCGCUUUCGGAGGACUGGGUGUCCCAACCUGGAUCCGACGCAUCGCAGAACCAAUUGCCGAACCUUUCCAAUUCUCGAGCCAGUACGAAUCGCAGAAGUCUACACGAACCCCUCAGUCGCAUACCUAGGUUCAAUGCUGGGGGCGCUGCGGCCAAGAAAUCUCAACAAACGGCGCAUAAUAGCAGUGCUAUAAAUAUUCUAAGCGAACGAAGUUCAAACGAGAUUAAUAUUCGAGGUGCACAGCGUGGUCUCUCGAGAACAUCACAAGAAUCUAAAACAUCAGAACGGGGGCGUCAUAUUAGUCGUUCGACAUCUGGUUCUACUGCUGCUUCUGUCGUUCAUAAUACCGUUCAACACAGCAAAUCUCAAAGCGCUUCUCCUUCAAAAACUAAAGAUAGUAUACCGGAAUGGAAGAGACGGUUGGUUUUGGGAGAAUUAAACUAUGGGGAAUCGAAAGAUCUAUUUAGUUCGGCAGGAACGGGCUUGGAAAACAUCUUCCGGCCUCCCAACGCGCAGGAUUCUACAGGAGAUGAAACACUUGGUAAUGAAGAAGAAGGUGUUGGCGAAACAACAUUGCCAUCGAGUCCCCCGCCGUAUAUGAGACAUUUACAGCGCCAAACACAUGAAGACGAAAGCUUUGAUCCAUCUGCCAACGAAUCUCUAAUUCGACAACCCGCUCCGCCCGCUAAAAAGAUGAUGUUUCGAAGAACGGAAGAUGAGGAGGAAGGACAAGAGCCAAGUAGAAGUGAUCAAACUGCAUCCGACGACAAUGAUGCCGAAGAUGAAGGAACCAACGAGCCCAGUGAUGAAUCUAUUGCCUUACGAAAACCCGAUAAUGAGCUCGAUACGUCGCGGAAGGUUAGCGGGCAAAGCGUUAUAAGAAACGAAGAUCUGAGCCCGAUCUUGUUAUCACGACAUAACUCAGACGGAAAAGUGACAUUUGCCCCAGUCGAACUUCCAGCGGAUCAACUUCAAAAACGACUCGAGAAACUCCGAAGAAAUCAAAUGUUGUUGGAUUCAGAACCUAACAGUGGCCUAGAACAAGGACCCGCCCCUGUUGCUAAUGAGACCGAAAAUUUUGAAUCUACUAACGAAUUUGUCAAAAAUGGAGGAUUUCUAAACAUUCAACGAGGCGGGCGCUCAGCUGAGGGAUCCUUCCGUCGACGUCCUCUAAGUCCGCCAUUAAUUCCCGAUACAUCAGACAUGCUUCCAGAGUCAUCCCUCCAAGCCAGCACCCCAAAGCAAUUUCCAACUGUGCGAAUAGAGCGUGUUGCGUCAGCCACCAGCAGAGAUGAUCCGAACUUCGCGGUUAGCCCCAUGAUACCCCGUGCGCCGCAUCCUAGUCCCGAGAAGCGAGAUCAACCGCCUUCGGGCCAAGCCGGUAGUCCCUUGAAGUUGUUUGGUCCGUACGAUACGUUCACGAACCAGACACUUCUUCGACGAAUAAGUCAAUUCGAGGACCAGAUGACUGAUAGCCCCUCACGGUCGAUGUUCGACGAAACUUACCCGGUAUCAACGCCAGCAGCAUCACCUUCCAAAUCCGAGAUAAAUAAGGGAUUCGUUACGGAGUCUAGUCCGAGAAAGUCGGCACAGGUCAGCUUCGGUUAUCCCGACAAUAUUAGCACUUUCGGAGCUGGAGAAUUGGAUGGCUACGAAUUCAGCGAAGAUAUAACUCAGAGCUCUAUGGAUCGUUCACAAUUUACCAAUAAGGAGAAUGUGGCGCCUGCAGACGACUCAUUACCGCCGAGUCAAUUUGUCAAAUUUCAAAUUCAUGAGGAUCUAACCUUGGAUGGCAAAUCUCUUGUAGUACAACGACGGCGUCAAAGGUUACCUAGCAGUGCGUUUUCUCCCCGGCGUAGUGUACCCCUAUCUAGGGCGCCCAAUAGUUCGAGACCCCAGAGUUCCUCGCACCCAUUAGGACCCAACGGUAUCGAGGCGACACCAAAAAGGGAUGGUUCAGACGGGAAGAGGCCGCGGACAUCGCCGUCAAAAGACCCUACCCCGAAGAGAAGAAGGACGUUACACCGAUCGGACAUCGCAUAUGGAUUAGAAAACCCACCUGUGAUAAUGGAUACUGUCCAAUCAUCACAUCGAAGUAUGCAAUCAAUUAUCGGAAAGAAAAGGCAUGGUUCUAGUGAAAAUGAACUACAGCGAGACGCCAGUCCAAGUAUUCUAGCAACACGUCCAAUUCUUCGUCCUCGAUCGCCAACUCCUGGUCAAAGGUCAGUUACGAUGGGUGAACGAAAACCACUUGCAAGCAUUAGCCUCGAUGCAGAUCUUCAGAAUAAUAUCUCAGAUAUUUCCAUCCAAGAUUUUGCCGUCGAUGGAUCAGGAAGGACAUCUAUGAAGACCCAGGACUUUUUUGAUGCGGCAGAGGAAAUCAUGGCUAUGAUCCGAAAUAAAGCUCGUCCUAAGAACGACUUGAGCAGUGUUGAGGAGUCAGAGGCCGAGAGUGCCGAACAGCGCAAUUCCACUACACCGAACGGAGAGGAGAGCUCGUUCCAAGAGUCUACGAAGGAACCAUUCUCGCGACCUCCCAGUCGAGAAGGCCCCCCUUUAACUAGAGCACCAACCCGCCAGGAAGACCCGGAGCUUGCAGAUCGAUUGAAGAAAUACGAGGAGGGUAGUGAUUUAGGCGAAAUCAUUACAAACUCGAUGCACUCUAUGGGGCGAAUUAGGGAAGCUAUCAAUGAGGCUAACAGCCUUAGUGAGUCCAUUCGUCAGAGUAUGCUUUCUGAUAAGACUUGGGAGAAUUCGCCUGAAGACCAAGAUGUUGUCAGCGAUCUUUCUAAUGUGAGGAUUUCGCGCAACCCGGACUUCCCCGAGCCUGGCGAAAAUCCGGUUGAGUAUCCCUCAAAUGGAUCGCGAAACUCGGGCGUUUCCAGCGCGCGUUCCAUUCCUACCGGCUCUUCUCGAGGAUCAGAUUCAAGAAAACUCAUUGCACCGGAAGUGGUCACUCCUCUGAUUGGCAAUCAAGUGGGUAAUAUGGUGUUCGAUAAAGCGAACAAUGUUUGGUACAAAGUCAGACAACCAAAGCCUACUCCGGAUGGGAGAAAUAUUUUACCAUCCGAAGACAGCGAGGACCCAUUUGCGAGCAUUCCAGAUCUCUCGGUGGACAUAGCAAGGGAGACACAGAACCUUGGGGUUGAUGUGAGACAAAACACCGAAGACGAUGAAACCCAGCCUCUACAAGAAGAUGAAUCACCAAGGCCUUCUACCGCGAAAUCGUCUACCACUGCGCAUGAGUCUUUCGACAUUCAAGACCCGACAAGUUAUCCAAAAGACACUUUGGAUCAACUGAGGGAGAGAGUAGUUGAAACAGCGGUCGAAGACGACAAGGAAAUUGAACAUGAGAUAACAAUUCAUGAAGAUCGAAUGCAAAAAUCGAGUCCUUCACGGAAAAGAAAUCUUACUAUUUCAUUUUCGUCACCUAUCGCUUCUGUUAUACAAGAUAUUGCGCAUCACUCGGAUGAAGAAAACAAUGGCGGUCAAGAAUUUGAAUCUUUAAAUGAAGCAGUGGAACACGUGGCCCCCACCGAUUCGCUCAAGCGUGGACGACGAUCCAAAUCACCAAGAUCUGUUGGUAAUUCGGCUACAAAAUCCAGAUCUCGAAGUCGUUCGGGAAGAAAUUUGUCGGUCAAAGGGCAAGAAUUUAUACCAAGACCGGUCUCCAGAAUUGACGAAGGGGACGAGGACGCAAGUGGGGAACACGCCGCAACGUCGGAAGAGCGACAGGUCAGUCUGCGCGGGGAAUCCAGCAUCGUCUAUCCCGAGAGCGAAGACAAUCCGAACACCAGUUUGAGUGUCGUCUUAACUACCCCGGCCGCCACGAAGAUUUCACCGGAUUCUGCGACACCAAUUAUUGGACAGUAUGUAGGCACAUUAUCGUUGAGCCCUCUAUCCGAUUUUACAAUGCACCACGGCGAUCAGUCUUGUGGAUUGGAGGUUAGCUAUGUUGUCGGCGAUCGUUAUCUUGCGACCGGAGAUGGUUCCAAAAAGAUUAUGUCCAAGGCGAUCGCAAACCUCGUCGAGAAAAUUACUGAAGUUGAGCCGUUUGAACCGGACUGGGAAGGCAUGCAGGAAUUGGAUAUUAACGACAAACAUUUAUCGACACUCCAUAUGCUCGAUGAAUUCUGCACAAACGUUGUUACUCUCAACGCAUCGAAUAAUUUGAUCGAGCAUUUGGAUGGUGUACCUGGAAGCGUCAGAAACUUGCGCAUCACAAAUAAUCAUCUUUCUGAGCUGACAGCAUGGGGACAUUUGAUGAACCUGCAGUAUGUUGAUGUGUCCAACAACCAAAUCAGCAGCUUGCAUGCUUUCAAAGAUUUGGUUCACCUACGAAGUCUUCGCGCCGACAAUAAUCAGAUUACCAGUUUGGAUGGUAUCAAGAUGCACGAUAGUUUACAAGUUCUCCGUGCAAGGAACAAUAAUCUCGAGGUGGUAAAUUUCGACGGCACAAAGCUACAGCGCUUGACCGAGCUAGAUUUGGAAAACAACCAGAUCAGUUCAAUCAAGGGCAUUGAGCAACUCACCUGUCUCGGCAGCCUCAACUUACAACGAAACAAUCUCACACAUUUCGGCCCAACAAUGAAUGUCGCGGUUCCCAACCUAAAAUACUUGACGCUUUCUAACAACGAGCUCACGUCCCUCGACAUAUCAAAAUUCCCUUCAAUCCGCCUCCUUCACGCAGACCGCAACCAACUCAUCACCAUAACUGGCUUUUCUCGUUGUCGCCGACUCGACAGCCUCUCGCUGCGAGAGCAACAAGGCGACAUUCCUCUCGAUGCAUCAUUCCUAGAUGCGGCUUAUGAAGUCCGCAAGCUAUUCCUCUCGGGCAAUCUUCUCACAACAUUUAGCCCAACAGUCGAUUUUCUCAACCUACAGUAUCUGGAGUUAGCAAACUGCGGCCUCGAACGCUUACCCCCGGACCUCGGACAAUUAACUCCGAAUCUGCGUAUACUAAACCUAAAUAUGAACGCCGUCGACGAUUUAACGGCAUUACAGUACAUCCCGCGACUAAAGAAACUCCUUGCAGCGGGUAACCGCCUGAGCGAUCCCGCGCACGUGGCAGAUGUCCUAGCAGAAUUCCCACAUCUUGCACGGUUAGAUCUAAGAGAUAACCCCGCGACGCUCGGGUUCUAUGCGCCCGUGCAAGCCAUCCCCACCACGCCCUCUAAAUCCCACGCUCAAGCACCAAAUAAAUCAUGGGUUAACGGAACUAGCAAUGGAACGAAUUGGAAUACAAAUAACGCCAACAUCGAUCCCUUUACCCUCCCUGACGCGGAUCCCGACCGUGAUAAUAAGUUCGCGAGUCGCUCGGAUAUGGGCACGCGCAUGCGCCGCCGCUUCUACGAGCUUGUGGUCUUGGAUCGGUGUCGUCGGCUUAAGAUGCUAGACGGCCUACCCGUGACCAUGGGCGCGACCGCGUGUAGAGGCGAUAAAGUAUGGGAUGCGCUAGUUAGAAGCGGAGUCGUGGCCGAGAGUCACGGGUACGCCGAUAAGAACGGCAUAUCUGAACUCGACCACGAGCGCCAGAAUGGAAAUAUAGAAGAGGAAGCUGUCGAAGUCGAAGCGGACUUGUGGUAGGGCUGCGAGGAUAGCUUUGGCUAGGUAUGGGGUGUUUGGAAUUAAUCCGGAUCAAACUAAACGAUUCUGUUUUCACUUCUAGCUUUGUGUUAUACAUGGAUACCUACUUGGCUGAGAAUUGGAACAGGGGAUAAGGGGACGGACGGGGGGUUACAAAAAGAAAAACUGGCGUUUUAUGGUGGAUAUCCUAUUUUAUUUUAUUACUUCUUUCCUUUUGAGCCGACUCGAAGAUGAGCGUUGUAGCAUUAGGGUAGGAGAAUGCAGACAGCAAGAAUGGCGUGCAUAGCAUAGGCAUCAAUGGCUUGGCAUAAAAAUGGUUACGCUAAUUAUGAGAGAUGAACAUAUUUCGAUUUCUAAUACAAUGCAUACUUCAUUAAAAGCU
Molecule: messenger RNA, 6403 nt
Organism: Hypoxylon trugodes
Lineage: Eukaryota; Fungi; Ascomycota; Sordariomycetes; Xylariales; Hypoxylaceae
Exons: 1
Coding region: 415-6021 (1868 amino acids)
Molecular function (GO): protein binding
Source: RefSeq, a predicted model, not a curated record